AUGUCGUAUACAGACGAGGCACUCAAGGCGAAGCUGUCUACGCUGAAUGAAACUCAAGACAGCAUUGUGUCGGUCUCACAAUGGAUUCAAUUCUUCAAACGACACGCCGACAAGAUUGCCAAUGUCUGGCUAGUCCGACUACGAGAUGUCCAACCUGCAAAGCGUCUCAACUUCAUCUACUUAGUCAACGAUAUUGUACAGAACUCGAGAGCUCGCAAGCGCUCUGAGUUCCCGGAUGCGUUCGCACCGCUGAUGCCUGAGGCUGUUCAGGCAGCAUACAAAUCAUCUACACCAGAGGCCCAAGGAAAGAUCCGGCGAGUGCUCGAAGUAUGGAAGACUCGAGUCACGUUCGACCCAGCGAUCAUAGCCGCCAUUGAGUCACGGAUCGAGGAUGUGGACAAGGCGAAGGGUGGGAGUGGGACCAAGAAGACGCUUAUGGGCAAAUCACUCUUCGGAGCUUCUGGAGAUUCAGGCUUGCCCAAGGAGCUUGAAAGUCUAGGACCUCUGCAAACAGCUGUCACGAAGGCUACAAUCGAUGCGCGACCAAGCAUUGAUGUCGCACAGAAGGAGUACACGGAUCUCACCGCGGAGGAUGCAGUCCUGCCCACGCCUCCAGUCUACGCUGCACGACUGAAUGGCCUGAUCAAGCAACUUGCUGGUGCUGAAGCUGCUGUCAAUGCUAGUAUUAAGGCUCGACAGGAUCUCGUGGCAGACCUCCAGAGACUCUUGGACAUCAACAAAUCUGCUCUGGCCAAGGACGAGGAGACGUUUCUGGAGCUGGGAAGCAGGAAAACGAGCACAGAAGCUAAGAAGCGAGACGUUGAGGAUGCUAUCAUGCGAGGUCUGAGUCCAGACCCAACUCCAGGUCUUAAUGGAGGAAACAUGCCAGGCUUUAUGGAGGACGCACCCGAGGUCGAGCAAUUGACUCCAGAACCCGAAGCGGACCCGACCGAAACUGCUGGUGGUGUGGCUUAUGGUGAACAAGUAGCAGCCAGCAAUCCUGCCAUCGCUUUGGCUCUGUCUGGUCUUGGGGAGGCCCCUAGCAGAGUGCGGCAAGCUAGUGGUGGCAGCCUCAGCGGACCGAGCGCGAAGAAACGCAAGAUGAGUCAUGGCGACGACGGAGUUGUGCCUGAUCUAGGAGACAUGGGAAUGGGCAAUAUGGGCAGAGAAGGGGAGACUACCGGCAGCGCACUUGGUGACCUCGACGCCGAUGUAAAUGAACUGCUUGAGCAAAGUCGGGGCGCCUGA
Cyphellophora attinorum is the source of this 1248-nucleotide messenger RNA. RefSeq lists its product as uncharacterized. Bases 1 to 1248 code for a protein of 415 amino acids. The transcript has a single exon. Lineage: Eukaryota; Fungi; Ascomycota; Eurotiomycetes; Chaetothyriales; Cyphellophoraceae. The record is from RefSeq and is a predicted model, not a curated record. Gene Ontology annotation, biological process: mRNA 3'-end processing. Gene Ontology annotation, cellular component: RNA polymerase II, holoenzyme. Gene Ontology annotation, molecular function: RNA polymerase II C-terminal domain binding.